UUGGAGGGAGCCGGCUGAGGGGGCGUGCUGGGCCUUGACCGGCAGGCAGGCUCCGCCUCCGCAGCAGGUUUGCGCUGCCGGCGGUGGGCACUGGGGUAUCGCGGGUCGGAGAGCAGCCGGCCCGCACGCAAUCCGGGCGGGCAGGGGCGCGGCGCAUCCCGGCAGGGAGCAGCGGGCGAGGGAGGCAGGGAGAGAGAGGCUGUGGAUGUGGCACCUCCGCCUGCCCGAGCGGGCGGAGCCGGGCCGGCCCCUCGGCGCGCGGCCCAUGGGGGCGGGCGCUCUGCUCUCCCGGCCCGCAGUUCACGAACCCGUGCCGCAGCCCCAGGGGCCCCGGGGUUUCUGCGCCUUGACCCUGAGCCUCUCGGGCGCCUCCGGGUUUCCGGGGAGGAAGCCUUUAGGGCGCCGGCGCGUGGGACCGGGGCUGUGGGCCCCGCGAGCACGCUGUGUUCCUGACGUCGGCCAGGAGAGCGCAUUCUGGACACGCGGGACUGCUCAGUAAACGGUUGGUGAUAUUCCUACUUGAAGGACAUCAUGUUUUCCAAACUAGCGCGUUUGCAGACUGUUGCUGUCCUUCGUGGAGUUCAUUCUUCAGUGGCUUCUGCUACGUCGGUUGCAACUAAAAAAACAGUCCAAGGCCCUCCAUCCUCUGAUUACAUUUUUGAACGGGAAUCUAAAUAUGGUGCCCACAACUACCACCCUUUACCUGUAGCCCUGGAGAGAGGGAAAGGUAUUUAUGUGUGGGAUUUAGAAGGCAGAAAAUAUUUUGACUUUCUGAGUGCCUACAGUGCUGUCAACCAAGGGCAUUGUCAUCCAAAGAUUGUGAAUGCUUUGAAAAGUCAGGCGGACAAAUUGACCUUAACAUCUAGGGCCUUCUACAAUAACGUGCUCGGUGAAUACGAAGAGUAUGUCACCAAACUUUUCAACUACCACAAAGUUCUUCCCAUGAAUACAGGAGUGGAGGCUGGAGAGACUGCUUGCAAACUUGCUCGUAGAUGGGGAUAUACCGUGAAGGGGAUCCCGAAAUACAAAGCAAAGAUUGUUUUUGCAGCUGGAAACUUUUGGGGUAGAACAUUGUCUGCUAUCUCCAGUUCCACAGACCCAACCAGUUACGAUGGUUUUGGACCAUUUAUGCCAGGUUUCGAAAUCAUUCCAUAUAAUGAUCUGCCUGCUCUUGAGCGUGCACUUCAGGACCCAAACGUUGCUGCGUUCAUGGUGGAACCAAUUCAGGGUGAAGCAGGCGUUGUUGUUCCAGAUCCAGGGUACCUUGUGGGCAUGCGAGAGCUCUGCACCCAGCACCAGGUUCUGUUUAUUGCUGAUGAAAUACAGACAGGAUUGGCCAGAACUGGUAGAUGGCUGGCUGUUGAUCAUGAAAAUGUCAGACCUGAUAUGGUCCUUCUAGGAAAGGCACUUUCUGGUGGUUUAUACCCUGUAUCCGCAGUGUUGUGUGACGAUGAAAUAAUGCUGACCAUUAAACCAGGGGAACAUGGUUCAACGUAUGGUGGCAAUCCACUGGGCUGCCGAGUGGCCAUCGCGGCCCUGGAGGUUUUGGAAGAAGAAAACCUUGCUGAAAAUGCAGAGAAAAUGGGUGUCAUCUUGAGAAAUGAACUCAUGAAGCUACCUUCUGAUAUUGUAACGGCUGUAAGAGGAAAAGGAUUAUUAAAUGCUAUUGUUAUUAGAGAAACCAAAGAUUAUGAUGCUUGGAAGGUGUGCCUGCGACUUCGAGAUAAUGGACUUCUGGCCAAGCCAACCCACGGUGAUAUCAUCAGGUUUGCACCUCCACUUGUGAUCAAGGAGGAUGAGAUUCUGGAGGCCGUGGAAAUCAUUAACAAGACCAUCUUGUCUUUCUGAGGGUGACAGUUUUCAGUGGUGCCUGGGAGCCAGCUGGAGACAGGCAGUUCAUAAAGCUCUGUGUUUCUGCACUUAAUGCAGGCAUAUUCCACUCCCCCAUGUCAAGGGCUUUUUAAAAAAUAUAUGUUUUUCAGUUCAUACAUAAUAGAAUGACAUUUAUUUUAUUUUAUUUUUUUUUUAACAUCUUUAUUGAAGUAUAAUUGCCUUACAAUAGUGUGUUAGCUUCUGCUUUAUAACAAAGUGAAUCAGUUAUACAUAUACAAUAUGUUCCCAUUUCUCUUCCCUCUUGCAUCUCCCUCCCUCCCACCCUCCCCAUAGAAUGACAUUUAUAAACGUGCAGUUUGCUGUGUAACAUAACUAAGAGAAUGUCCUGGCAUCUUAUAUUCGAUUAAGUGUAUGUGUGUUUGUGUGUGUGUGUGUGUGUGUGUGUGUGUGUGUGCGCGCGCGCGCGCUUUCUGAGAUGCAUCUCUCUAUAUAGACAGCCUUUUAAUCAAGCCCCUCAGCAUAAUUUAUAUAUGUUUUAAUAAUUUCCUUGCUGGUAUAAAUUGUAUUUGGAAAAAGUUAUAGGAGAGUAUUGCAUAGAAGAUUAGCUUAACCUCAUAAAGUUGAGUCAUAGUCAUUGAAUUUUAGGAAGGAUUAAUGGUUAAGCUUAUAUAAAAUACUAGACUUAAGUAAACACCAUAUUGGCUAGCACCAAGAUGUAUUCUAUGAAUGUCAUUACUUUGAAUUAAGAAUUAUUGUUUAACAUUCCUGAUUAUGUUUUAAGUGUUUGAUAUAAUUUGUAUAAAGUGUUUAUUUUCAGUGUUUCUUUAAAUUUAAAAUAAAGCUCAUAUUUAAAAUGUC
Messenger RNA from Balaenoptera ricei (Rice's whale), 2691 nucleotides. RefSeq names its product ornithine aminotransferase (gene OAT). Gene Ontology annotation, cellular component: cytoplasm. The transcript has 10 exons. NCBI's taxonomy places the organism in Eukaryota, Metazoa, Chordata, Mammalia, Artiodactyla, Balaenopteridae. The coding region runs from base 532 to 1848 and encodes 438 amino acids. Gene Ontology annotation, molecular function: L-ornithine transaminase activity; identical protein binding; pyridoxal phosphate binding. The record is from RefSeq and is a predicted model, not a curated record.